Messenger RNA from Mesorhabditis spiculigera, 264 nucleotides. NCBI's taxonomy places the organism in Eukaryota, Metazoa, Nematoda, Chromadorea, Rhabditida, Rhabditidae. The record is from the annotation of a GenBank genome assembly.
AUGCUCCCCACGGAUUCGCUAUCGCCACAACAAGCAAACUUGGAUAAGAAAACAACGUUUGGUGCUCCACCCAAGCUUGAUUCGAAGCUCCUUCCUAACGACGCACCUCAAAAUUGGAAGCGAAUUUUUUAUGCGUUCGUUGAAUACACAACCACUAAUUUUGAAGCUGCUGCAAUCAACGAAAUUAUAGUAAAUGGGAAUCGCUCUCAAAUCAAUAUUACGCUGAAUUGCGCUUUAACCCGCAUGCCAUUCGGAGCGCUGGCC